AUGUCUGCAGCACGAAUGGCCACCAGAACUAAAGUACAGUGCUGGUUGAUGAACACAACUGGCCACCCCCUCGGAUUUCUGCCUAUAGACAAAGAGCAUGAACAUAAUAUCAAGGAUACAAAGGUUACAUUUGGAACUUGUGGCCCAAAUGCAUCUUGGGCUCUCAUGAAGAAAACUUCCCCAGCCAUUCCUGCACUCAGAGCUGUGCGCAAGCAUACAGAACUUCAAAUUCGGACACUUCAACAAGGCCUACACCACUCUGACCCACUCAAGGAGAAGGAUAUCGAGAUCCUGCAUAACACAUACAUUGCCUCAAAUAUUCACUCACAGCAGGAUGGACGAGAGGUGAAGAGUAAAGCAGAUGGGACUACAGAUGUGUGA
This is a messenger RNA of Serpula lacrymans var. lacrymans S7.9, 381 nucleotides long. RefSeq lists its product as uncharacterized. The record is from RefSeq and is a predicted model, not a curated record. Bases 1 to 381 code for a protein of 126 amino acids. The transcript has 2 exons. NCBI's taxonomy places the organism in Eukaryota, Fungi, Basidiomycota, Agaricomycetes, Boletales, Serpulaceae.